Messenger RNA from Candoia aspera, 702 nucleotides. Its product is annotated as metabotropic glutamate receptor 7-like. Gene Ontology annotation, biological process: G protein-coupled glutamate receptor signaling pathway; regulation of synaptic transmission, glutamatergic. The transcript has a single exon. Gene Ontology annotation, molecular function: group III metabotropic glutamate receptor activity. Bases 1 to 702 code for a protein of 233 amino acids. The record is from RefSeq and is a predicted model, not a curated record. NCBI's taxonomy places the organism in Eukaryota, Metazoa, Chordata, Lepidosauria, Squamata, Candoiidae. Gene Ontology annotation, cellular component: plasma membrane.
AUGCUCGGGCCGGGGCUCCGCGGGGUGCAGCUGCUGACUUUGCCGAAGUUGCCCUGCUGGUGCCUGCUGCUCGAGUGGCUGUGCUGGGCGGGGGCGCGGGGCCAGGAGAUGUACGCGCCGCACUCCAUCCGCCUGGAGGGGGACAUCACCCUGGGCGGCCUCUUCCCGGUCCACGCCCGGGGGCCCAGCGGCGUGCCUUGCGGGGACAUCCAGCAGCAGGACGGCGUCCACCGGCUGGAGGCCAUGCUCUACGCCCUGGACCAGAUCAACAGCGACCCCGAGCUGCUGCCCAACGUCACCCUGGGCGCCCGCAUCUUGGACACCUGCUCCCGGGACACCUACGCGCUGGAGCAGUCGCUCACCUUCGUCCAGGCGCUCAUCCAGAAGGACACCUCCGACGUGCGCUGCACCAACGGCGAGCCGCCCGUCUUCGUCAAGCCCGAGAAGGUGCUGGGAGUCAUCGGCGCCUCGGCCAGCUCCGUCUCCAUUAUGGUCGCCAACAUCCUCAGGCUCUUCCAGGUAGGACGCGUGCUCGGGCGGCAGCUCCAGCAGCAGGUGGCUGGCGAGAGCCGGGCGCGGGGCUGGAGACCAGUGGCUUUGCCUGAGGCGCGAUUGCACCGCCGAAGAGAAAAAGAGAAAUCGAGCGUGCGCGGGAGCGCUCUCGGCUCGCAUUUCACUGACAGGAUGGUUGGGAUGGUCUAG